Messenger RNA from Lampris incognitus (smalleye Pacific opah), 2468 nucleotides. Its product is annotated as ras-related protein Rap-2a. The record is from RefSeq and is a predicted model, not a curated record. Bases 191 to 742 code for a protein of 183 amino acids. Gene Ontology annotation, molecular function: GTP binding; GTPase activity; GDP binding. Gene Ontology annotation, biological process: negative regulation of cell migration; Rap protein signal transduction. The transcript has 2 exons. NCBI's taxonomy places the organism in Eukaryota, Metazoa, Chordata, Actinopteri, Lampriformes, Lampridae. Gene Ontology annotation, cellular component: plasma membrane.
GAGCGGGCGCGCGAGCGGGGCUCCGCGUUAUUGACCCCCCGGUUCGGAACGGGACGCGGGGGUGGCUGAAUGUGACUCGGGGUUUUCGCUUCGUUUCAAUGGAUUGACGACGACCAUUCCCCCCCUCCCGACCCACCACCCCCCCCCCCCUGCGAGUCCUCUUGAUUACAGCCCACUCGACCGGGGAGCGAUGCGCGAGUACAAAGUGGUGGUCCUCGGCAGCGGCGGGGUCGGGAAAUCCGCCCUCACCGUCCAGUUCGUCACCGGGACCUUCAUCGAGAAGUACGACCCCACCAUAGAGGAUUUCUACCGCAAGGAGAUCGAGGUGGACUCCUCGCCGUCGGUCCUGGAGAUCCUGGACACCGCCGGCACCGAGCAGUUCGCCUCCAUGCGGGACCUUUACAUCAAAAACGGCCAAGGCUUCAUACUGGUCUACAGCCUCGUCAACCAGCAAAGCUUCCAGGACAUCAAGCCGAUGAGGGACCAGAUCAUAAGAGUGAAAAGGUACGAAAAGGUUCCGGUGAUCCUGGUGGGGAACAAGGUGGACCUGGAGAGCGAGAGGGAGGUGUCGUCCAGCGAAGGCCAGGCUCUGGCUGAGGAGUGGGGCUGCCCUUUCAUGGAGACCUCGGCCAAGAGUAAAACCAUGGUAGACGAACUGUUCGCCGAGAUCGUUCGGCAGAUGGACUACGCCGCCCAGCCGGACAAGGAUGACCCCUGCUGCUCCUCUUGCAAUAUACAAUAGCCCCGAAGGCCUGCGGCGUAACGGGCCUCGGCAAGAGGUCUGCUUAGGAGAAAUCACUCACGAGAGAAAUAUAAACACGGACAUGAGCGCGCACAUGCCUACACACACACACACACACACACACAAACACACACUCAUACACCAACUAAAUGGAAGACUGAAGAAACUCCUGGUCGAACUCAUUUUAACUCUUUGGUGCAUAAAGUCAGUCAUGACAUAAUAACAAGAAUGACAUGUCAGUAAUAAGUAGAUUUGAAUGGAACGAAUUUGCCGCCACAGAAAUUUGACGAAAAGGAACGCGCACUCGCCUUAUGUUACUCGUAUGUAUUUUGUUGUUUCGGUUUUAUUUUGUUUUUGUCUUUUGGGUUGUGAACACACACACACACACAAAAAAAAAUCUUGUACUUACCAUUUGUGCAGAAUAGUUGAACAGCUUAUCUGCAGUUCGGGUUGUCCCGCGAUCCGCUUCCGUCAGUGUUUCCCUAAAGCCUUCCCCCCCCCUCCCCCUCCUCCUUCUUCUUCUGUUUUUGUAGAGGUGGGGGGACAACUGGUGCGACCCCGUUUCUCACAGCUUGACUAGCCAAAGGUUUCAGCAUUUGACGCUGCCUUGACCAAGUAAGCACUAGCUACUGUACACAUACCCGAGGGCAGACGGGCCUCCUGUUCCCGUUCUUUUAAAACAUGGAUGAGUAAUUGAUUUGUGUGGAAAGGUUUCUCUCGGCUUGCCCUUUUUCUUGUGGUGGUCAGCGGCGGGGGGGGGGGGAUUUUGUAUUCGACACAGGCAGAACCAAAGAGGUGACUUUAACUCGAAAGCGCCUCCGUUUUUGUUAUUUUGUUUCAUGUUAUUGUGAUUAUUUGUAUGGAGGAACGGAAUCAGAAUGGCGGGAAAGCGGGCGUCUUUCCCUUUACUUGCAGAUAUAUCUUCCCCCCCCGUUUCCUCAUUUUUGGAGAGUUGAUGGUCCGUCACAUUAUCGUGUGACGUUUUGUUUUCCUUUCCUUUUCUUUUCUUUCUUCCUCCGACUGCAGAUUGCUGUGCGUUAACAUGUGUGACCGCUCCGCCCUGACGGGGGGGGGGGUCGUCGUCGAUCACUCGGUGUCUCGAAAAGCUCGACAAAGCGACCUUUAGAGAGAAACUUGCCUUCUUUUUGGGAACGGGUGACGUUUAAAGGAACAUUGCCAACAUUUGUCAUGCUCGUUUUUAUCCGGUAUCAAAGUGAAAUGGGGGUGCUGGGAUUUUCAGCACCCCCGUCCCUCCCCCCCCCCUCCUAUAUAUUCAAGAGUGUUCGAAUCUAUUAGUAACAAAUAGUAACGACAACGGCGACGAUGAAGAGGAGGAUAAUUGGUAGUGUAAAUAUUUUGUAUCGAAGGUGCCAGCUCUAACGGAGACACUGACUCAAACACACGUGGAAUCGUCAACUGUAUGCAUGGCUAGUGAAACAAAACGACAACAAGACAACAACAAAAAAAGGACUUUUAUCGUUUAAGAUUAAUAUAGGCUGUGGAAAUGUGCAAGCAGAACACAUACACGUCAGGAUCUGGACACUGUUUCAACUGUACAUCUAUGUUGCCACGGGAACCAGACUCCCCCCCCCCCCCCCGUGUUACCAUUUUCAUCGUUGAUUUUAUAUUUUUUUAUGUGACCAUUUACUCUUUAACCCCCCCCCUCCCCCCUCCCUAAAUGAAUGGUGACACUGUUUCAUUUGACACCUAAACAAAUAAAAGUGCG